CAUCAACCACUCAAUUGGAGUCGAGCCGAUUCGACCCACGAGAUUAGUGACAGUUCUAACUUGUUGUGUUUUAUAAGUGCAGUGGUAAUUGCAAUAAAAAUUGGUCAAAGUGAAAUGCGGUGUGAGUGUUAACCUCAAAAGUGUCUUUUUUAACUGUGCAAUUUUCACCUUCACCAUCGAUUCUUCGCCGAGCACCUCUCCGUCGGACGGAGCCAGUAUCCUGGCUCCUCAAACCGACAAACUGGCGGGAAGUCGUCGAAAUUCUAGGCUGGGGGGCUACUGGACUUACGAGAUGCUCCCCAAUGGAGAACCCUCACCUCCAGCCGCCAAGGCCAGGGUCAAUUUUCUGCCGGAGAUCCUCGACAGGAGACCUAGCAGGUCCAUCCUGAUGCCGAGGAGGAAUCGCAGUAUGAGUGCCUGGAGCGACAUCAGUAGGUCUAGCUGGAGACUAGAUGAAAGGGUGCGAGUGGAGUAUUAUGUCAAUGAAAAUACAUUUAAGGAACGACUGCAACUUUACUUCAUUAAAAAUCAAAGAUCUAGUCUUAGGAUACGAAUAGCCAAUUUAUUUUUAAAAUUAUUGUCAUGUAUUCUGUACAUAAUCCGAGUUGUCACAGAUCUCGAUCCCACAUAUGCGGCAUGUUACGGAUGUACGCCAGGCGACAAAUCCGAAUAUAUUAUAUCGGCCAAUUUAACGGAAGAAAAAUUUCAAGAAAACCCAAUCAUCAACUGGGACGCUAUUCUGUGGGUGAACCGCCCCCUCGAACUGUGGAUAGUACAAGUGGUAUUGGCCAUGAUUAGUCUAACGGAGGCUCUUCUAUUGGCCUAUCUCGGAUAUAAAGGAAACAUCUGGCAGCAGCUGUUAUCCUUUCAUUUCAUCUUAGAAAUUGUGAAUACUAUUCCAUUUACAUUAACGCUUUUUUACCCCCCGUUAAGGAACCUCUUCAUUCCAGUAUUCCUAAAUUGUUGGUUAGCGAAACAUGCGUUAGAAAAUAUGUUCAACGAUCUUCAUCGAGCAAUGCAGAAAUCGCAAUCUGCUCUGUCUCAACAGCUCACGAUAUUAUCCGCAACUCUUGUGUGUCUCGUAUUUACAAGUGUGUGCGGCAUCCAGCACUUUCAAAGGGCCGGCCAUCGACACCUCAACCUCUUCCAAGCCACAUACUACGUCGUGGUAACCUUCUCGACAGUGGGCUACGGCGACUUCGUUCCCGACAUCUGGCCCUCUCAGCUCUACAUGGUGAUAAUGAUUUGUGUCGCCCUCAUUGUGCUGCCCACACAGUUCGAGCAGCUAGCCUUCACGUGGAUGGAGCGCCAGAAGCUGGGGGGCUCCUAUUCGUCCCACCGUGCCCAGAGCGAGAAGCACGUGGUGGUGUGCAGCACGACGCUGCACGCGGACACCAUCAUGGACUUCCUCAACGAGUUCUACGCCCAUCCGCUGCUGCAGGACUACUACGUGGUGCUGCUGUCGCCCAUGGAGUUGGACACCACUAUGCGGAUGAUCCUCCAAGUGCCUAUCUGGGCCCAGAGGGUCAUCUACAUCCAAGGCUCGUGUCUGAAAGACGGGGACUUGGCGAGGGCGCGUAUGAACGAGGCGGAGGCCUGUUUUGUGCUGGCCGCCAGAAAUUAUGCGGACAAAACGGCAGCGGAUGAACACACGAUACUGAGGUCGUGGGCCGUAAAAGACUUCGCUCCAAAUGUCGCACAAUAUGUCCAGAUUUUUCGGCCUGAAAACAAAAUUCACGUCAAGUUUGCGGAAUACGUGGUUUGCGAGGACGAGUUCAAGUACGCCCUUCUGGCAAACAACUGCACUUGUCCAGGGGCCUCCACUCUAGUGACGCUACUUCUUCACACUUCCAGGGGGCAGGAAGGACAACAGUCUCAAGAAGAGUGGCACCGCUUGUAUGGGCGCUGUUCUGGCAACGAAAUCUACCAUAUCACCCUGGGCGAUAGCCGAUUCUUUGGCGAAUAUGAAGGCAAGAGCUUCACAUACGCCAGCUUCCAUUCGCACAGAAAAUAUGGGGUGGCUUUGGUGGGCGUGCGUCCAGCCGAACUACCGGAAUUUUACGAAGACACUAUCCUGCUGAACCCCGGUCCUAGACACAUCAUGAAGAAGAGUGACACUUGCUAUUACAUGAGCAUCACCAAGGAGGAAAACUCAUCGUUCACGGUCGCCAAUCAACCACAGGGCAACAAUAAUAACACUUCAACGGAACCUGUGAUUGUUACGGCGGAAGAAAAGAGUCAAGCACCCGCCACCAAAGACGGUACCGGCCCUCCUCAACUAAUUCUGCAAGUUCCCACCUGUGUCACCACGUUUCCGGACAAUGCCGGGCUGAGCGACUCCAGGCAGUGUUUGAAGGAGUCCUCACCCGGAUCCACAACGAUCGACGUGUCAAUAACAGGCAACCAUCUGGACAUCCCACGAAGCGGCGACAACCCUAACCUCCUUAGCCCGGAAAUAAUAAACCAGCGCCGGAACUCCCGGAGGCCCAGCAUCCUGCCCGUGCCGGACAUGUUCACCAGCUCUUCGUUGAAUAUCCCACAGGACGUGGCGGACGAAGGCGACGAGAGCGAGGAUGAGCUGGAGGACGACGUCCCGUGGCGAUCGCCCAGCGAGAAAAUAGCGUCCAGUCUUACAGACGACUCUGGGGACUCGGAGAGACCCGCAUGGCAUGACGAAUGUGCCCGCAUCGUAAAAGGUUUCCCACCAGUGUCACCAUACAUCGGAGUUAGCCCCACCCUGUGUUACUUGCUCAAAGAAAAGAAGCCUUUGUGCUGUUUGCAACUAGCUCAAGUGUGCGAACACUGCAGCUACCGUAACGCUCGCGAUUACCAAUGGCAAAACAAGACCAUCAUCUUGGCGGCCGAUUACGCCUCCAACGGAAUCUACAACUUUAUCAUACCGUUGAGGGCGCAUUUCCGAUCCAAGACCUCGCUCAAUCCGAUCAUAUUGCUGCUGGAAAGGCGUCCGGAUAUUGCAUUCUUGGAUGCUAUUUCGUACUUUCCUCUUGUUUACUGGAUGCUGGGGACAAUUGAUUGUUUGGAUGAUUUGCUCCGAGCUGGGAUCACGCUAGCGGAAAAUGUUGUUGUAGUUAAUAAGGAGUUGUCGAAUUCGGCCGAAGAGGAUUCCCUCGCGGAUUGCAAUACAAUAGUGGCGGUACAAACGAUGUUCAAGUUUUUUCCCAGCAUUAAAAGCAUCACGGAGCUUUCCCAAUCAUCCAACAUGCGAUUCAUGCAGUUCAGAGCACACGACAAAUAUGCACUCCAUCUAUCCAAAAUGGAAAAGAGGGAAAAGGAGCGAGGUUCUCACAUUUCGUAUAUGUUUCGUCUGCCUUUCGCGGCCGGCAGCGUAUUUAGCGCCAGCAUGCUGGACACGUUGCUCUAUCAGGCCUUCGUCAAGGACUAUGUAAUCACCUUCGUUCGACUUCUGUUGGGAAUCGAUCAAGCUCCCGGUUCCGGCUUCCUCACUUCGAUGAAGAUUACUAAGGAUGAUAUGUGGAUAAGAACUUACGGGCGGUUGUAUCAGAAAUUGUGUUCGACGACUUGCGAAAUUCCUAUCGGUAUUUAUCGGACUCAAGACACUUCUCUAUCGGACUCCUCUCAUGUGAGUAUGAGCGCCCCUUCAUCCGCCUGGUCGAGCUGCGUGCGUGUGCCAUCGCUUGACGAGGAACUUGGACCCGACAGAGUAGGUGUAACUUACCGACCUAAGGAGGGCACCAAUUGCUUGGGGUGUACUGAUCGACGUAACUCGAUGUUUUCCAUCAAUAUGGCGGACGAAGCAAAGGAUAAUCAUGAACAACAGAUCGAAAGAGCCGAAAUAGCUAAUCUUGUUAGAUCAAGAAUGGAAAGUUUAAAUCUACCAACAAUUGAUUAUAACGACGUUAGCGAGAAAAGAAAUAGUUUGUCCUAUGUCAUCAUCAAUCCUAGUUGCGACCUAAAGUUAGAAGAAGGCGACAUUAUUUAUCUGGUUCGUCCGAGUCCUUUUUCGGCCCAAAAGACUUUCGAACGCCACAACAGCCGUCGCAAAUCGAACAUUAGCUUCUGUUCGCAGACCCUCAUCCAGCAAAUGGCGGCGGCGUCUCAAGCCGGCAGUCGUCGUGGUUCCGGUUUAGGGCUAACCGGGUACCAAUCUCCGCGACCUCCGCCACUGUCCACCACCAAAUCAAACUCUCUUUCCCUACCUGACAGUCCGACAGUGGCGGGGUACCAGCGAGGCCGCUCCAACUCCUUGCGAGUCAUCGACGAUAUCCUUCUUCGUAGAUCAAACUCACUCAGGCAGGGAUUGACCAGUGUAGGUAGUGGGCGAAGGAAAAGCAGUUUAGAGGAUAUAGGACUAUCACAUUUCUCAACAAAUUAUAAUAAUCCGAUCAAAAUAGCCUUGAAUGGGAGUAUAGGCUUGGAGGUGACUCCUCCGGAGGAGAACAGUCCACCGGUGAUUUCUAGUAAUACAGCUAUGGUGGUGAACGCGCAACUACCGACUACUCCACACACCGGAAGCACCAUAAGCUUAGCACAAAGUGGCCUGCCUAGUUCUAGUAGUUCUUUACCUCAACCGCUCAACCUCGGCAUCAACGUGCCUACGAACUUCGGGGAGGCGGCGCCGGUGCAGCAAGCAGCGUUGCCGCCGUCGUCCGCCGCGACGGAUCCGCAGCACCUUCAAGGGACGAUCGUAUGAUAUAACCUCAUGUGGGGGAGGAGAAUGGGUAGCUUAAGGAACAAGUGGCUCUAGAUCCUCACUUCCACAGUAGAAACUCGAGGCCGUAGUUUGUAGCUCGCCUCGGGAUAGUCUCUAGGUCCGGUCUCCCUGAGAAGUUCAGCGGUUUCUUUGCAAAAUUUAGUUUAGUAUAACUUAGGGGCAGACCUGACUACUACCAUUUUUGGCCUUAUUAACUUUCUAUCAGAAAUUUAGACUGAUACGUUUGUAAAAAUUGUUCUUCGCCAGUCGGCCUGGCCUAGCCAAAUUUUUCUGUAACGGUUGUAGUCUCCUGGUCGUACCAAACGAACACCAGGCCUAGUUCGACGAUUUACGACUCAUCUAAAAAAUCAUUCUUAGUAGCCACCCACCAAUAACACACAUCAAGGCACUAGUUUUAUGUCGAUAUUCUCUCAUUGACGACUUUUUUUUCCUAAGACUGAUUCUAGACUCGUGUUUUUUGGAUGAGUGGUCCAGAUCAGUAAUGCGCUACAUAGCUCAAUAGAUUUACUAUUUGUAGUUUCGUUUGUAAAUAACUUGAACUGUCUCUUCCACGCAGGCCAAAGGCUGCUUAUCAGUAUAAUUCGUUCAGGUAUGUUGAAUGAGGGAUCAAAUACUGUAGUUAGAAUAUCUGUUGGUAAAGUUCAAUCUAUAACCCACACCGAGCUAUAAACAGCGAUCAUUCUCCUUAAUUCAAUCAAAAUUUUCAACUUCUUAAUUGCAAAUGAGAAGUUUGCAGGUGCAUUGGAAGUGGAAUGGUUUCUGCGAAUUGCUCGGUGUUUUCUGAGAGAGAUUAUCGCUUAAUCUCGCAAGGUGGGUACGUUUUCGUACCGCAACGAUUCUUACUUUUGUGCACUCUGUUUUUCUUCAGCAUUCGUAUUGUUUGUGGUGUUUCCUCAAAUCAAAAUCAAAAUAUACGUCGAAAAGCGGAAUAAGUUUAGAUUUGCUUUGGUAGAUUAGUGUAAACCGUCCAUGCUAGUUUUCUGUUCAUGUCCACCGACAUGUCUAGAAUCCCUUGAGCUGUAACUAUUAGACAAAGACUGUGGGUGUGGUCCAAUAUAAUCGCGACGUAUAAGUACACUUAUUAAACAAAAAAGAAAACAUAUCUAAAGAAAUAAGUGUCGUAGACAUAUAUUUUUCUAGAGUGACGAAAUUGUGAAGGGUUUCGAAUACAAAACCGAUGCUUUGGUACUAUUGCUUUAUUUGAAUGAUACAUUAGAGAAACGUAUCGGCCUGCGUGCCGGACGUAUGUCUUUGAUACGUUAUAAAAUAAUACUUUUUAUAUAACUCAACUGGAUAUUGUACAUAAAGUUGUUUCAUAGUUCUCAGAGUUUGCUUACUUAAAUAUCAUAGAUAUAAAUAUUUAAAUAAAUCUAAAAUUUACUGUUAGACCAUGUAUAAAAAAUAAUUAAAUGAAUUAUUGCAAUGCACACUGCUGGUCAGAUUUCAAACUUUAUUUCAUGAUUUUUUCAACAAUGUGCAUUUGCAACAGCACGAACAAACUAAUUCAUUAUUUAACAUUACAGAGUGGAUGAACCUUUACUGAAUACGCUUACAUUUGAUGUACAGUAAAGUCAAUACUGUCAUAGCACAUUAUAUACAUUGUAUUUUCA
This is a messenger RNA of Tribolium madens (black flour beetle), 6303 nucleotides long. RefSeq names its product potassium channel subfamily T member 2. The transcript is spliced from 23 exons. Gene Ontology annotation, molecular function: intracellular sodium-activated potassium channel activity. The record is from RefSeq and is a predicted model, not a curated record. Gene Ontology annotation, cellular component: membrane. Gene Ontology annotation, biological process: potassium ion transport. Bases 293 to 4672 code for a protein of 1459 amino acids. Lineage: Eukaryota; Metazoa; Arthropoda; Insecta; Coleoptera; Tenebrionidae.